AUGGCCAAGGACGACAGUGAUGGAAAUGGGAGCCUCAUUAUUGGCAUGAUCAUCCUAGGAUCCGCAGUAUGCGUAAUGAUUUAUUGUGGUAUUCGACAAAUGCUGGAGGAUCUUCCACGGUAUGUGAUUCGGGACAGGUCCCCCGAACAAAUCGCGUACAUGCGGGAGCCUUUGAUUAUAUCCAUGGGGCUUUCGAUCCUCAUUUUGGAAUGGUAUCACCAGCAGCCUGUCGCCGCUCCACAACUGGUAGGUACACGAGUCCAACAGGACGAUCAGAUUCUGCAACAUGAAUUUUCCGCGCAAACACAGCGACUGGGGUUUCCAUCAGGGAUCCCCGAUAGUGACGGUGGAGGGUUCAUACCCGCUGUGAUGGACAAUCCUCAGCCAUGGCUACAAACAGCGAAUCGCGUGCUCAUUGGGGUCGGCUUGGCUAUUAACACCCCUCUUCUGGUAAUGCGAAUUUAUACCAAAAUUCGCUUGAUGAGAAGAUUCUGGUGGGACGAUGUAUGCUUGAUUCUUGCAUGGAUAUUCUCCCUCGCGACGCAGGCGGUCAUUUUAUAUGGGUUCGGACAUGCAGGAUAUGGCAUCCACAUUUCAGAACUGCCAUUAUCCACGCUCAGUACCUAUCGCAAGUGCAUGCUGGCGGCAUCGGUCAUAUAUGUUCCCGCUCUCGCCUUUGCGAAGCUCGCCUUGCUUAUGCUCUACUAUCGACUCCUACAGGCGACGCAUCCGCUAUAUGUAUACACCAUCUACGUGGUCGGCUUCAUCAUUGCAGGUUAUAGUAUUGCGCUUGACCUGGCAUUGAUCUUCGGCUGUAGCCCUAUUCAAAAAAGCUGGGACAUCACUAUUACAACGGGCUCUUGCAUCAACACAAGCGGAGUCUAUCUCGCGACUGCUAUCACCAACACAAUCAGCGAUGUCAUAUUGAUACUGCUUCCGAUCCCCAUUGUAUGGGGCCUCCGUCUAUCCGUUCUUCAAAAAGUCGGAGUGCUCUGUAUGUUUGGUGUUGGGUUUUUAACCACCAGCAUAAGCAUCGUUCGCUUAGCAACGCUGAUGCCUCUGGUCACGUCGCAAGAUCAGACACACGAUAUCGCCCUGGCCGCUGUCUUCAUCAAUAUCGAAGCCAACACCAUUAUCAUAUGCGGCUCUUUCCCCUAUUUACGCCAGUUCCUGCGAUACCAUGCUCCGCGGUGGAUCGAUUACAGUCUGAGCUCGCGACGGAAACAAUCCUCUUCUACAGAGUCGCCAUCGGUCCCAGUGCGGAAGCCAGGUCUCACUCAGCUCCAGGAUGAUAUCGAAAGGGCGAUCAAUCAUACGGAUGGGAUGACGAGCGUAGAAGGGAGUAUCGAACGGGGGCCUAGAGAAGUACUAUAG
Molecule: messenger RNA, 1374 nt
Organism: Aspergillus bombycis
Lineage: Eukaryota; Fungi; Ascomycota; Eurotiomycetes; Eurotiales; Aspergillaceae
Exons: 9
Coding region: 1-1374 (457 amino acids)
Source: RefSeq, a predicted model, not a curated record